UGGACCAUUUAUUGACUGUAGAAUUUACCAUGUACUGAAUGUUCAUGAACCGUUAGCAUUUUCAUACAAUGGCAGUGGUUGCAGCUAAGAUUUCUAUUGGCACACUUUUAACCUGGCUUUCUGUAGUUUCAUUGACUAAAGCCCUUUCAGACUCAUCAAUUGGGCACAGUUAUCACAGCCACAACCUAAUUAAUGGGACCGAUGGUGAGGUUUCGAGUGAUGGAACAGAUUACGGAAAUGUAAGCCCUGAAAUUGAUUAUGAUAGUUCGGUGAAUCAAACUGACUUUGAGAAUUAUGAAAUGGAUAACUGCAAUCCAAAUCCUUGCACAAAUCUUGGAACCUGUGAACUAACAGAAAGUGGUUACAAAUGCCAUUGCCUUCAACUGUACAAUGGAACCAAUUGUGAAAUAGAGAAUAACCCUUGUAAGAAUAACUCCUGCAACCAUGGAGACUGUCUCAUCACAAUUUUGCCUCCUUAUUACACAUGCAAAUGCAAGCAUCCUUAUCAGCCACCAACAUGCACUAACUCAACUGCUGUUUGUGAUCCAAAUCCAUGCCUCAAUGGAGGAACAUGCUUACAGACAAGCAGAAGCACCAUGUUCGAAUGUGCCUGUGCAGAAUCAUUUCGUGGGGAGAGGUGUGAAAUAGGAAUCGAUGACUGUUACACAGGAAAUGGUGCUACAUACCAAGGUCACGUGAGUCAAACCAGAACAGGACAGACGUGUCUACACUGGAAUUCUCAUUUACUUCUGUCACCAAAUAUGAUUCUUCAGAUGCAAGAUCAUGAUACACAGGGUGUUGAAGAGCAUAACCACUGCCGGAAUCUGGAUGAUGACAACCAACCUUGGUGCUUUUAUCAAAAUGCAACUGGAAAUCCGCGUUUUGACUUUUGUGCUGUUACCUGUUGCUCAAACAGUUCAGGAGAACAGUUGUCUGAUGAGGAAUCUGAAUGUGAAGCUGUCAGCAUUCAAGACAAUGGCAGGAGUGAACAUGGACAAUUGCUUGGGAUAUUCUAUGGUGCAAAGACUAUUGCUGAAGACCAUCCUUGGCAAGCAUCCAUCCAAUUACGGCGAAGACACAUCUGUGGAGGAUCUUUAAUCCAUCCAUGUUGGGUUCUAACAGCAGCACAUUGUGCUCAUGGUUUUACAGAGUUACAGUUAAAAGUUGCACUCGGCAGAACAAAUGUCCGCAGAAGAGAAGGAGUAACCUUUGACAUUGAAAGGAUUAUUAUCCAUGAAUCUUAUAAAGAAACCAGUGAUGCAUUGUAUGAUGAUAUUGCUUUACUUAAACUGAAAGGCAGCUGUGUCAAAGAAAACAAUCGUGUUCGAACAAUAAGUCUAGCAAAAGAUCACAUUCCGCCUGGCACUUAUUGUAAAAUAACUGGAUGGGGCAAGAAUGAAUUCGGACAGUUUAAAAGUCAACUGUUGGAAGCCACAGUGCAACUGUUGAACAGGAAUCGCUGUACACAACCAAAUGUUUAUGGAGAUUUGUUGGGUGACAAUAUGAUGUGUGCUGGAAAUUUGGAAGGAGAUUCAGCAGAUGCCUGCCAGGGUGAUUCCGGAGGACCACUUUCAUGUGUGAGAAAUGGAAAGCCCUACCUUUACGGAAUCAUAAGCUGGGGACGCGAUUGUGGAAAGAAAAAUAAACCUGGUGUUUAUGUCACGGUUACCAAAUUCCUUAACUGGAUAAGAAAAAAUACUCAAUAGAUUCAAUGGUGUGAACUUAAAGCUUAAUCAAGACCCUCCGUUUAAAGUUUGAUUUUUACUUUGUUCAUUCUUUCCCUUUGAUUUCCUCAUCUUCAAUGUUGAUCUAUGAGUAAAAGUAGUUAUCUAAAAUUGACAUAAAGAUGAUGUGAAGCA
Messenger RNA from Chiloscyllium plagiosum (whitespotted bambooshark), 1859 nucleotides. Its product is annotated as factor VII-activating protease-like. The record is from RefSeq and is a predicted model, not a curated record. Lineage: Eukaryota; Metazoa; Chordata; Chondrichthyes; Orectolobiformes; Hemiscylliidae. Gene Ontology annotation, biological process: proteolysis. Gene Ontology annotation, molecular function: calcium ion binding; serine-type endopeptidase activity.